Molecule: messenger RNA, 1536 nt
Organism: Paramecium pentaurelia
Lineage: Eukaryota; Ciliophora; Oligohymenophorea; Peniculida; Parameciidae
Source: the annotation of a GenBank genome assembly
AAUGGCAAACAAAACCAAGAUUCUUAAUUAUAUGAGACCAGCUAUGGCUAUCAUUCCAGAUGUAGCUGAACCAGAAAGAAGAGUAUAAUUAAUAUAUAUGAAAUUUAGAUAUUAUUUAAAUAUAGAGCAUUAUGGACAGCUAUAGCAACAUUGUUGUAUUUGAUUUGUUCAUAAAUACCACUUUAUGGAAUUUACAAAUCAUCAGCUGGUGAUCCAUUUUAUUGGAUGAGAGUCAUCUUAGCAUCAAAUAGAGGUACUUUAAUGGAAUUGGGUAUUUCUCCAAUGGUCACAGCAUCAAUGAUAAUGUAAUUAUUGGCUGGUGCUAAAUUAAUUGAUGUUGAUUAAAAUGUAAAGGAAGACAAAUAACUAUAUUCAGGAGCAUAAAAAUGUAUAUAAUUAUUAAUAUUAUUUAUAGUAUUAGGAAUUCUUAUAGCUUUUGGAGAAGCAUUUGCAUAUGUCUGGUCAGGAAUGUAUGGUGAUUUAGAUAAAUUGGGUGCAGGAAAUGCAAUUUUAAUAAUAAUAUAGUUGGUAUUUUCAGCAAUUGUUAUGAUUAUGAUUGAUGAAUUAUUAUCAAAAGGAUAUGGAAUUGGAAAUUCAGGAACAUCUUUAUUUAUAGCUAUUAAUAUAUGUGAAAAUAUUAUGUGGAAAGCAUUUUCACCAAUUACACAUAAGACUUAAUUGGGAUUAGAAUAUGAAGGAGCCAUAAUUGCAUUAUUGCAUGGUUUAUUUAUUUAGAGUGAUAAAAUCAGUGCACUUCAAUCAGCAAUAUUGAGAGAUUCAUUACCAAACUUAACUAAUUUAUUGGCAACAGUAUUAGUGUUUUUAAUUGUCAUCUAUUUCUAAGGAUUUAAAGUUGAUAUUCCAAUUAAAAAUAAUAAAGUAAGAGGAGGAUUAACAUCAUAUCCUAUUAAAUUGUUUUAUACUUCUAACAUUCCAAUCAUUUUAUAAACUGCAUUAGUUUCAAACCUUUAUUUCCUUUCAUAAAUCCUUUAUAGAAAUUUCAAAGGAAACUUCUUAAUUAGAUUAUUGGGAUAUUAUUAAGAAUUAGAAAAUGGAUAGACAAUACCUAUUGGAGGAUUAGUAUAUUAUGUGUCUCCUCCAAGAUCAAUUUCAGAAGCUAUUUUUGAUCCAAUCCACACUAUCCUUUAUACUGCAUUUAUUCUUGGAACUUGUGCUUUGUUCUCAAAAACUUGGAUUGAUGUAUCAGGAUCAUCACCUAAAGAUGUAAUAUUUUUUUUUAAAUUUAAUCAUAGGUUGCCAAAUAACUUAAGGAACAAGACAUGUAAAUUGUUGGAUAUAGAGAUUCAUCAAUGAAAGAUGUUUUAAAAAGAUAUAUUCCAAUUGCAGCAUCAUUUGGAGGUAUGUGUAUUGGAGCUUUGACAAUUCUUGCUGAUUUCUUAGGUGCCAUUGGUUCAGGUAUAUAUUAAUGUUAAUUUAUAAAGGAACUGGAAUUUUGUUGUCUGUUACAAUUAUUUAUGGCUAUUUUGAAACCUUAAAAAAGGAAAAAGAAUAGGGUACAUUAGAGUUGUUUUGAUA